Molecule: messenger RNA, 783 nt
Organism: Helobdella robusta
Lineage: Eukaryota; Metazoa; Annelida; Clitellata; Rhynchobdellida; Glossiphoniidae
Exons: 3
Coding region: 1-783 (260 amino acids)
Source: RefSeq, a predicted model, not a curated record
AUGGGUCUGCCGUUUUCUUCUAAAAAAGAAACCGCUUUCAUUGAAACGGGUUUUAAUAAUCGGAAGAAGGAGUUGGAAAAAUUUAAAUUGCACGAAAGAUCACAAUGCCACAAAGAAGCCGUAUUUAAAUCUCAUACCAUGAAGUUAUCAGAAGCAGAAGAGAUGUUUGUUGGAUUUUACGGAGUGGAAUCUACAACCUCAGCUGCUUUGUAUUCGGUGAUCAAAGAUGUUCUUCUCAGAUUUAAUUUACCACUGUCUAACUGUAGAGGACAGUGUUAUGACGGUGCUAGAAACAUGGCUGAAGCGCAUCGGAUGAUUGCAACAUUAAAAGCCAGUCUCAGUUUUUGCCAAAAAGAUUUUUCUGUAUUUUGGCAGAAAGUAAUUUCUGAUAAACCUGCCGAGGUAGAACAAGGGGAACUUAGACAGCAGAGAAAACGAAAAAUUCCAAAACGAUUUGAAACUAAUGAUUUGCCAGAACAACAAAAUAAUCUUUCUCUUAAGGAGAUAUAUCAAUCGCAAUAUGUGGAGAUUAUUGAUGCGAUUUUAAAAGCACUGGAUACGAGAUUUGAGAGCAAAUCAUUCAAAUUCAUUUUGGAAAUCGAGCAGUUUUUGCUAGGUGACGAUACAAAUAAAUCUAAGAUUCUCAAAUUUUAUGAAGAGGACAUAGAUCCAGACCGCUUGAUUGUGCAACGAGAGAUGCUGCUGCAAAUUUUAAAAGAAGCAGAUCAAUCCCUUGAAAGUAUAAACGAUAUCAUCAAUUAUUUGAAUUUCUUUCGGAAUUAG